This is a messenger RNA of Penicillium antarcticum, 522 nucleotides long. RefSeq lists its product as uncharacterized. The coding region runs from base 1 to 522 and encodes 173 amino acids. The transcript is spliced from 2 exons. Gene Ontology annotation, biological process: L-tyrosine catabolic process. NCBI's taxonomy places the organism in Eukaryota, Fungi, Ascomycota, Eurotiomycetes, Eurotiales, Aspergillaceae. The record is from RefSeq and is a predicted model, not a curated record. Gene Ontology annotation, molecular function: 4-hydroxyphenylpyruvate dioxygenase activity.
AUGACAAUUUCCCAAAACGAAGGUAUCAUCACUCCCAAACUGGGUCCUGAAUACAUCGGCUUCGACCAUAUCCACUGCUAUGUCGUGUCCAACGGGGCUGCGACAUUCAUUCUCACGGGACCGAUAUGUAGUCCACCGCGGGAUGUGGCUGACAACGUUUUGCGCUGCGCUUCGGAUGACGAGCGCGUCACGUUAGCUGAGACCCAUGAGUAUCCCUCCACGCAUGGCGAUGGGGUUAAGGAUGUUGCGUUUCGGGUUGCGGGUGAUAUCGAUGCUGUUUGCAGGCGGGCUGUGGAGAAAGGCGCGGGGGCUAUUGCUGAGCCGCGCAUUGUUGCUGUUGAUGGGCAUGAUUUCGACGAACGUGGCUAUUUGCUUCAGAUCUUCACUAAGCAUGUUGGAGAUCGACCGACGGUGUUUACGGAGGUCAUCCAGCGAAAUUCGUUUGAUGGCUUUGGAGCUGGCAAUUUCAAGAGCUUGUCUGAAGCGUUUGAGAGGGAGCAGGCGUUGCGUGUGAAUUCGUGA